This is a messenger RNA of Trichomonas vaginalis G3, 1908 nucleotides long. RefSeq lists its product as uncharacterized. The transcript has a single exon. The record is from RefSeq and is a predicted model, not a curated record. The coding region runs from base 1 to 1908 and encodes 635 amino acids. Lineage: Eukaryota; Parabasalia; Trichomonadida; Trichomonadidae.
AUGAAUGAUUUAAGUUCGAAAUUCCAGAGUCUGAAAGCUCAAAUUACUAGUUUUAGGCAUUCUAUUUCCCAAGAGAGCGAGAAAAUAGAGAACUUGUACGGUGGUUACGAGCUUGCAACGAAGGAAGCAUCACUUCGAGCAAAGAUAAGGGAAUUUUACUAUGUUAAGUGGAAAAAUGCACUCUUUAUGAAGUUGAUAAAGCAAAAACAUACACCAGAAAAAUCAAUUUCUUCAAGAAAUAAUCAUCAAGAAUUUCAUACACGAGAUAUCAAUAUUGCCGACCAAAAUUCAUACAGAGCAUCUAGCAUACAAGAUUCAAGCAAUUAUGAGCAUCCAAGACGUUCAAGAAUUCCUCCAAAAAUAAUUUCUAAAAAAUAUUCGCCAGUUAUUGAUGAACCACCUGCAAUACGAGUGAAAAGACCUGAAAGAUCUAUCACAUUGACAUCUUCUGAUGAUGAAGAGUCAGAAAUCGUAAUAAAAGCUCGUCAAUUACUUUUAAACACAAAUAAUGCUAUUGAAGCCAUGAAUGCGAAGAAGAACCCACCACCAAGGAAUACUUUUGCCGAAAGACUUGAAAAAAUUAAACUAAAACCUCUUUCACCUAAAAAUUCACCAGAAAAACAAAAAAUAACACAAAUACAGCCUCCAAGUGAUUCCGAAAAGUUUACAAAACAAGAGCGAUCAAUACUAUCAAACAGUGACGACGAAAAUUUACAAGUUUCUCCAUAUGCAAGCGAUGAAGAGAUGAUUGACAUUUCUCCUUACGCUACCGAGUCAGAUAACGAAAAAGAAGUCAUACAGAUCUCACCUUACAAUUCAGAAUCCGAAGAAGAAGAAAUUAAAAUUCAAAUCAGUCCUUAUCAGUCAGAAUCAGAUGAAGAUGACAUAAUAGACAAAAUACAUGAUAGCGAACUACUUGGCAGCAACCACGUCGAAAUUAAAAAGAAAAUAGAGAAAGAAUUUGAUGAAAUUGGAAUUUCAUCAAAUCUGGCAUCAACUGAGAAGCCAGACGAUGUAAGCAGUUACAAAUUCAACUAUAAUGUAUCAAAUGUUGAAUCAGAACAAGGAAAAGACUAUCAAAUUUCGGAAUUUAAAGUUAAUGAGCCACAAAUUUCCGAAAUAACUAAUGAAGACAAUGAAGAAGAGGAAGAUAUUCCAGAAUCCCAGCCAUCCUACAAUAAUCACCUCACAAUUAACGAUGUAAUCUCUGUUGACGAUUACGAUGUUCCGAAAGAAGGAGGUGAACUUCCCCCGGACUUAUCGUCCAUUCAAUCUUUUGGCCACGAAGUUUUCAACAAUGAAAACGAGCAACACUAUAAUAUGGACUCUUUGAACGAUGCUGAGUCAGAUGGGACCAUGACAACAGCCACAAACAACACAGAUCAAGCAGGUGUUGUUGAAAAUAUCAAAAUUGAAGAAAAUGAAGAAGAAAUGGAAGAUGAAAAUUUCUCUGAUGAUGAAAUCAAGUUGCCUGAUGAACAAGAUAUCGACGGAUAUAAUGAUGAUCAAAAUAAACAGGAUAUUGAUGAUGAUUUGAACCAAUCAAAAGAAAUUGCUGAUGAAAUUCUUAAAAAUCCAGUAGUUAUUCCUAAACCAACACCACCCAAAGAAACAAAACCAUUGCCAAUCCAAUCCCAACAGAAUAUACCAGUUCAACAACAAAAUAUUUCACAAAAAUCUGAUGAAACGCCAAAACAAGUAAUUCAAGAAGAUGAUGACGAGAUAUUUGUUCUUCAGCCUACAAAUACGCGUGAAAUACAUCUUGAUGAUGAAAAAACAGAAGAAAAAGAUGAAAUUCCACAAAAACAAGAUCCAAAUGAUAUUGAAUCGAUGCCAGUUAUUGAUGAAACAGAUUUAGAUGAUCCAGUCAAUCAAGAUACUGAUAUUCCUGUAAUUUCUCUUGAUUGA